Cuscuta epithymum is the source of this 624-nucleotide messenger RNA. Lineage: Eukaryota; Viridiplantae; Streptophyta; Magnoliopsida; Solanales; Convolvulaceae. The record is from the annotation of a GenBank genome assembly.
CGCGGACCCAAGCAUGAGUGGUCCGACUUUUCAGCUUUCAUCAAUUGCUCUCAUCUUCCUCUUAAUUAAAAAAAAACUUUCAACGAGAGAGGGUAAAGAAAGCGGAACGAAAAAGACCCAUCUGGGGAUAACGGAGGCGGCCCACACAUCUAAUGACAACGGCGGGGCUGGUGGCGUCGGUGUGGAAGAUGGUAGCUGCGGCCUGCGGCGAGCAAGCAUGGGGCUGAGGUGGCCGAGAAAGCAAGCGCCUGAAACCACAUGUGGCCGACGAUUGUGCUCUUGGACGGCGGGCCAUGGGGCGGCAGCAGACGGCGGCAGAUGGCGGGCUAUGGGGCGGCGGUGGCAAGGGCGUGCGGCUGCAGGCGGGUGGAUGUAUGUAGGUGUGAGAAUGGAGGCUAGGGUUAGGAGAAAAGAGUUGAAGCUUAGGGUUUUAUAGAUAUAACCUAAAGGGUAUAUUUGUCCACCUAAAUUAUUUAUUUAUUUAUUACGAAUUUUAUUUAAAUUUUAUUAAUUUUAAUAUUAUUUUGGUAAAAAAACUAGUUAGGUCAUAGAUUGGGAAAGUGAAGAAGUUUUAAUCAUACCUAGGGUAAUUAUUUCUAUAAUUUUCUCAUUUUUCUUUUUCUG